UCAAAAGUCAAAACUUUCUAUUCAUAUAUAACUUUACCACCGUCUCCUCUCCCACUCCCAAUCCCAAAUCAAAUUCCCACAACAUGCACCACACCAAGACCGAUUCCGAUGCCACAAGCGUCACGACGUCAUCCCCCACGCGUUCUCCUCCCCGUCGUCCGGCCUACUACGUGCAGAGCCCAUCCCACGACGGCGACAAGCACCUCACCACCAUCUCAUUCCACUCCACUCCCGCCUUGCUCAGCCCCAACGGUUCCCCUCCCCAUUCCCACUCCUCCGUCGGCCGCCACUCCCGUGAAUCAUCCUCCACUCGCUUUUCCGGCUCCCUCAAACCCAAUGGAACCCGCAAGAUCUCCCCUAACGACAUCGCGAUGAAGAGUUUUGCCAAGUCGUGGGAAAAGCAAUUCAAUUCCAUCGAAGAAGAAGGUCUUCUCGAAGAUGACGACUUGGAGAAACCCAUCCCUCGUCGCUGCUAUGUUUUGGGUUUUGUUAUUUGUUUUCUGAUUCUCUUCUUCCUCUUCGCUUUGAUCUUAUACGGCGCUGCUAAACCCCAAAAACCUAAUCUCACCAUGAAGAGUAUUAAAUUUGAGAGAUUUGUGAUUCAAGCCGGGUCGGAUUCCACCGGAGUAGCCACUGAUAUGGUGACGACGAACGCCACCGUAAAGUUCACUUUCCGGAACACCGCUACAUUUUUCGGCCUCCAUGUCACGUCCACACCGAUUGAUCUUUCCUUCUCUCAAAUUGCAGUUGGCUCCGGCAGUAUGAAAAAGUUUUAUCAAUCGAGAAAGAGUCAGCGAUUGUUGACGAUAUCAGUGAUCGGGGAUAAGAUCCCAUUGUACGGAAGCGGACAAGGGAUAAAGAGCUUGAAAGGGUCGCCGACGUCACCGGUGCCAUUGAAGCUGAGCUUCGUGGUUCGAUCAAGAGGAUACGUUCUGGGUAAACUCGUUAAACCGAAAUUCUACCACAGAGUUGAGUGUUCAGUUGCUUAUGAUCCUAAGAAGAUCAAUGUUCCAAUGUCGCUUAAAAAUAAUUGCAAGUUUCUAUAAUCGAUUCAUCUUGCUGAAUGAUGAUGUAUAAAGGGGAAGUAUAUUUUUGAUAUGGUUUUGCUAGUUUUGUAUAGUGGAU
Lactuca virosa is the source of this 1125-nucleotide messenger RNA. NCBI's taxonomy places the organism in Eukaryota, Viridiplantae, Streptophyta, Magnoliopsida, Asterales, Asteraceae. The record is from the annotation of a GenBank genome assembly.